AUGCUCUCGACGCUCCGACACGCUGGCGGCAAGAGGAAGGUGGGCGAAAGCGGAGCCGCUGCUGAUGAGGGCUCCGACGAUGGCGACGGCUACGCCGUCAAGAUGCUGCAGCGUCUCCUCGAUGUCGCACGGCCCAAACAAGCAACUUCUCGAUCGCUGGCCGACACACUCGAGCUCGUGGUGGAAGAAUGGAGUGUUCACGCAGCGGAGAUGCAAGGGACCACGUAUGAGAUCGUCGGCGGCGAAGAGCGUGCCAAUGCCAAGAAGAACCUGCGUCGAGGGUCGGAGACAAAAAGCGUUAUGAGCAUGGUGCUCGAGCUCGUCUCGAAGCUCCAAACCAGCGCUGGCCGCGCUGCGCUAGUCGAUAUGUACGGAGCAAAGCACGAAUGCGCCGACGAUGCCGAGAUGGCAAAUGACGAUGAUGACGUCGAUGCGAGCCGCUGCGUCCCGCCUGCAGGAACCAAGGUAGCGCUGUGCAAGCUUGCUGCCCAUACUGUCAUGAAUGAGCAGUGUGGCACAAUCGCCGGCUACUCAGCUGAAGCUGAUCGGUACGUGGUGCAGCUCGAGGAUGGAACGCGCGUGCGAGUGUGUCGUGGCAACCUACGCCUCGAGGCGCUGACCACUCAUGAUUUCGCUCAUGCCAUCGGCGAGACCUGCACUGUGUUCUCGCGUCUCGCUGCUCGCCACGGGGCAUCCAUGACCAGCGAGCUCGUCGGCGCGCUGCUGCAGCUGCCAAGCCGCGAGUGGACAGUCAUGAAAGACCUGGUCGCGGUGGACUACGCGUGGGAAGCGCGCACGCAAGAGGGUGUCUCCCUACACUCGCUCGGUGCGCCUCCCUCACACAAGGCGCAGAAGACGAACUCCGGCUCGUACGACCGGCUGAGUAAGUGCUCCAAGAAAGAGCCGGGUUGCGCCGUGACCCGUGAGGCCGAGGGGCGGCGUGGCUCCGCGCUAAGCGCAAGAAAGCUGAUGGCAGCAGAAGAGGCCGCGAACGCUGAGCCCGUCCCAACGGAUGCCGGGCCCGUCGAGGAGAAGCCCAAGGACGAGAAGCCAAAGGAGAUCAAGAAGGUCAGCAAGCCAGACGACGCUCUGCUGAAGCAGCGUCUGCAGGAGCAGGACGACAAGCUCGUGGACAAGCAGGCGCGGCUGGAGCAGAUCAAGGCGACGGUGGACACGCGCAACCAGCCGACCGAGAACGCCGAGUUCACGGCCGCUCGCAGCAAGUUCAACGUGGUCCGCGCCGAAUCGCGCCGGCUGCUGCAAGAGAAGCGGUCCAUCUAUGACCAGAUCUCCUCGGCGGACGAGCUCAAGAAGCAGCAGCAGGACCUGACCCAGCGGCUAAAGGCGGAGCUGCAGUUCUUCUCCGUCGAGGACAUCGAGCGGAAGAUCAAGGCGCUGGAGAUGCAGCAGCAGACCACCUCCACCUCGGUCAAGGAGGACAAGAAGAUCAUCGAGGACAUCAAGCGGCUCGCCGCAAACAAGCCAAUGAUCAAGCAGUUCGACGAGGCGCAGGAGUCGCUGCGCGGGGUCAAGGAGCACCACAACGAGCUGUACACCCAGCUCAAGGCCAAGAACGCCGAGCUCAACUCCUCCAAGGAGGAGGAGGAGAAGUGGCGCGCCGAGAUGGACGCGGCCAAGGCGAAGGAGGACGCAAAGCGCUCCGACCUGCCCGCCCUCUACAAGGAGCGCGACCAGCUGCGCAAGGAGAUCG
This is a messenger RNA of Emiliania huxleyi CCMP1516, 1711 nucleotides long. RefSeq lists its product as hypothetical. Gene Ontology annotation, molecular function: mRNA binding. Gene Ontology annotation, biological process: intracellular mRNA localization. NCBI's taxonomy places the organism in Eukaryota, Haptophyta, Isochrysidales, Noelaerhabdaceae. Gene Ontology annotation, cellular component: endoplasmic reticulum; ribonucleoprotein complex; nuclear outer membrane-endoplasmic reticulum membrane network. The annotation marks the transcript as partial. The record is from RefSeq and is a predicted model, not a curated record. The transcript has 6 exons.